CAGGUUGGUCCCACUGAGAUCUGAUAUCUCUUUUGCAAGGAAUGAAUAUAACACCUUUUCUUUCUGCUUAUGACCCACAUGCUAUGAGACUUAAUGGACAUAGUGCCACAGAUGCCCCCCACUGGUUUUUGAGGCAGUUUUGAAGCUGGAGAUGCUAACUCAACCUAACUUUUGGUUGACCUUUUGCCUUUUUGCUUACCACAUAGGUUCCUAGCAUUCAAAACAGCAGUGCCUCUCAUUUGCCAAACUCACAACCACAAUAUCUUCAACCAAAUCGAUUACAAAUGAUUUUCCUUGUUUGAACCUGGCUGUUUAUUCGUUGCUGUAAAGAUGGGUUAUUUUAAAAUAGGUACGUAUGUGGUUUCUGGAGUUAAGGUCCGUACACCGGGAACGAUGCAAAUAUAAGACGCAAAAAUGACGCGUCUUGGUGGAAUCAAGAAGACUGACACAACAGCAGACUGACUGUUUUCAGUUCUGAUUAGACACUCGUGUUGAGAUGUCUGUCUGUCAUGAUAGCAUGUACUGAGUCAGGGCCAGUACCAGAUAAUCACAUUAAACUAAAAUCCAUAAACGUAAGGUAACAACCGAGACCUAAUGGUGCUGUGACAGCAACGCGAUUGAGUUUGAGGCAGUGAAAAUACAUAUGGCAUGUUGUAUCUGAACAGGUUAGCUCACGAGUGUAGCGAUUUGAAUUUAUAAUGAAUGUCUGAAGAUUAAUAAUUGUAAAUUAUGACAUCUAUGCACUCGUUGCAGGGGCACCACCCAGCCUUAAUGAUGGGAAAAUAAAGAAAAACAAAAGUUUAAUUCAGAAAUCAAACCUGAUGUCAAUCUUAAAUUAAUUAAUCUCAUAUCUCAAGAUGAAAUUCUCAUUUCAGGGAUUUUCAGGGAUGCAUAAGAUGUCAUGAUCAGUCAUUUUUAUUCUUUCACCAAAGGAAUGCAGUUUUUAUCAGAACAUGGUCGAGCAGGGUUUUACGACCGAGGUCUGGAGGUCAGUGUCCUGCUCCUCAAACCUCCCUUUGGAGUCCGUGUGUUCACUCAAUUUAGGAUGGUAAUAUUUUAAGUAAACAACAACUAGCAAGGGCCAUGAAACCCAAGAGGAAUGCUAAAUGGAAUGGGACCCAAGAUCAAGUGUAACGGAAUGGAACCAAAGGUGAAUGCUAAAUGGAAUGGAACCCAAGGUCACAUGACAAUGGAAUGUUAUCAUUCAAAUGACAUGCUGAUGGCAGGUUACAGUUGAAAAACCACAACAACCAACCAAUUGAUCAACAUGCCAAGCAACAUGCCAAGCAAGAGACAGUGCAGACAGAAGGUUGAGGCCUCAAAGCCGAUGGGCAGAACAAGACAUCAGCAGGGGCUGACUGAUGUCUGCCAAGAAGACUUUGAAACAGCCAAACAUGUGGGGAAUCGGUUUGACCUGCUUUGUGAGCUCGGGGGUACAGAAGAUGUGGAGAGCGUGAUGCCGAGCAGAGCAAAGAAUAAGAAACUCCGACGCAAACAGCAGAAGAGGGAGAAAGAUACAGCAGGUCAAACACCCCAGGAUGAUGUGAAGCCAGCAGAGCUGCCCAGAACUACGGGUGAGGAAUCUCCUGAGCCUUCACCUGAGGAGACUGAGUCAGUCAUCAAGAUGCCCGAAAAGCUUCUUGGAGAUGAUGGGAUGAGCAAGGAAGAGCUCAGCGAAAAGCUGCAGGAGGAGAUACAGAAGAACAAACUCCUUCAAAAAGAGAUGGAGAUGAAGGAAGAGUCCACACUCUCCAUCAUUCAGACCUCUGAGGCACAGAUAACUGCUCACCAACAGCAAGCUGAGGUCCUCAAACAAGACACUGAGGAGAAGAUCAAGUCUCUGGAGGAUAGGGUAAAAGAAGACAAGAGAAUCAUCUCAGACAUGAAGACUGAGCAGGCUGUCCUUCUUGAAAAGAUGGCAGAGGUCGACGAUGCCGUGCAGAACAGCCUGAAAAAGGAGAAGGACCUCUUGAAGGAAAAUGAGGAUUUGAAGCUUCAGCUGGACUCUUUAAAUCAGCUUCAAGAGGAGAACAAGGAGCUGAAGGAGAAACUCCAAACCAGCCAGGAGAGUUUCAACACCGAACUCCAGCUGGAAAAAGAAAAGCAUGAAAUCCUGCAGAGGAGCAUGGACGAGAAGGUCAAAACUCUGCAGGACGAAGCUGAAGAAAAGGAGAGGAUGUACUUGAGAGAGAUUGAGAAUUUGAAAGCCAAACUCAGCCUCCAAGUUUCUCUGAACAUUCAGCCUGUCUCUGAAGUUCAGACAGAAGAUGUGGCCACUCAGACAGAUGACACCAGCAGUCUGGAGGAAACCAAAUUGGAGGAGGAACCAGCCCUGGAAGUCCAACAGGAGGUUGUGGAGUCACAGGUAAGGAUUGGAAUGGAGAACCGGUUCUUGUUGAGAACCGGUUCCAAAUGGUUCAGUCCAUCAAAAUCAUUUAUAUUUUAUCUUAACUAGUCCCUUCAUGAUUCCUUUCUUCUUCUUCUAAAGAAUUAAAUCGAUAAGCAGAAUCGAUAAUGGCAUUGAUAUCAAUAAAAAUCUGACCAAUUCUCAUCCCUAUUCACAGGAACCUGACACCCCUGCGACUCUCACACUCCAGAAGGAGCCUGAAGUUUCCAUCGAGACAGUGUCUCCAGCUCCAGAGACUCCAGCUCCAGCUGGACCAUCAGCCUGGAAAAGGUUCAGGCAUGCCUUAGGGUUGAGGAAGCCAAAGAGCUGGAAGAGAACCAGAUCAACUCCUCAGCUCGACCCCACCUCAACCAACUAAACCCCCCUCCUCCUUUCUUCCCCACCCUCACCUCGAAACCUUACCCUCCCAUCUUCAUCCCAGAACCUCACCUUCACAUCCUCAUCCUACCUUCAUCCCAGAACCUUACCUUUUUCCUUCAUCCCAUAACUUUACCCCCACAUCCUCAUCCUACCCUCAUCUCAUAACUGUACCCUCCUUCAAACCCCUUUUUGUGGGUUUACUCCAGGAUGCCUUGGUUUGCCCGAGCAUCUGUAAAUCUACUUGUAAAUAUGAAAAUACUUGUGAAUGUCAAUGUACUUGUGAA
Messenger RNA from Xyrichtys novacula (pearly razorfish), 3051 nucleotides. The record is from the annotation of a GenBank genome assembly. Lineage: Eukaryota; Metazoa; Chordata; Actinopteri; Labriformes; Labridae.